ACAUAAAAUGUGGAUAAAAGGUCGGGGUUAAAUAAAGUCCAAACACUAGAGAACCCCCUUAAAACAAAUCCCACUCAAGUCGGCAAAGCUUCGACCGGUGAUCAUCUUUUGCGCAGACUCUCUGUGUCUCAGAAUCGACCAUACAAGCACGUGCAGUCGCUGACUGCUUCUGUUCAUCAGAAAUCUUCCAGGCGUUUGGACCAGCUCUUCAGCAUCAUUUUUCACACCGAUGCUGAUCGAAGCAGAACUUAAUGAGAAUCACAGUUGUCUGUAACUUCUUAUCGGUUUCGCUGCGCUGUGUGGUUGUUCGUGAACUAGAGAUGUUGGGUUAAAGUUCGUUCGUGGAUAUUUAAGAAAGAAAUAUCCAACGCACAUAUAUGAUAUAAAACUUUAGUCGUACAAUAUACAAACUCUUUUUUUAAUGUGAUUAUGUACUCCAAAUACUAUUAGAAAGUUAAAACUUAUUGAAUAUCUCAUUGUGAUUAAAAUGGGUUAAUUAAUGCAUCUAAAAAUUUAAUCAAUAAAAAGUUAUAGAAUUUUUCCUGAUAUAAAGAAAAAUAAUGAAAUGACAAUUUGUCUUUUGGAUAGACUUAACUAAAAUAACCAUUGAGAAUAUUGGAAUGCUAAAUUUCAAGCAUGGUACUGGAUAUAGGUUUUAAACAAUGCGUCCCGCAUUGUUUAUUUGUGGUGAUAAUAUUUGGAUUAAUAUCUAAUUCAAUUUCUAUCCCUGAAGUGGAUAUCAGUCACCCUGUGUUUGCCGAGCCAAUACCAAAUAUCACUGUAACGGCAGGAAGAAACGUGAGCUUACCAUGUGUCGUAGACAAUCUCCAAAAUUAUAGGGUUGCUUGGAUACAUACAAAUAAAUAUACUCUUCUGACGUUACAAAACAGAGUCAUUACAAGAAGCUCCCGAUUCAAAGUAAGCAACAACAGUCUCAGAACAUGGUUUCUACAUAUUUAUAACGUACAAGAACGGGAUAGAGGAGAGUAUAUGUGCCAAAUCAACACUAUUCCAAUGAUGACGCAAGUUGGAUAUUUAAAAGUAAAUGUUCCACCAUAUCUUGAUGAAAAACAUACAAGUUCAGACACAGAUGUGAAAGAAGGGAGUGACAUUAGUUUACGGUGUUUAGCAAAAGGUUUCCCGGAACCGGAGAACACGUGGAGGCGAGAAGAUGGUCAAGAAAUAUCAUUAGGAAAAAACAAAGUAACCUCAUUUAAGGGGCGCUACUUAAACAUUACAAAAGUAACUCGUCUUCAUAUGGGAGCCUACCUGUGUAUAUUUUCAAAUGGAGUCCCUCCAUCUUUAAGCAAAAGAAUUCUUUUAGGUGUUACUUUUACUCCGAUGAUAUGGAUUCCCAAUCAACUUGUUGGAGCUCCUGUAUCAACCAAUGUUUUGCUUCAGUGCAACUUAGAAUCUCAUCCAAGAUCUGUAACAUAUUGGAUAAAGGAGGGAGGGAUUAUGGUCUUGUCUAACUCAAAGUUCAGAAUUGAAGUCCAACCAACAGUUUUGUACAAAUUUCAAUUGAAGUUAUACAUUCAAAACUUGCAGCCAGAGGAUUAUGGAUCAUACACUUGUGUUGCUAAGAAUUCGUUGGGGGAAACACAAGGGACGAUACGAUUAUAUGAAAUUCCCCCUCCUUCGUCUGUUAUGAUUGCCUCAGGAGAGGACAUACAUCUUUCGAAAUCAGAAAAAUUACGAAAUGGCCAGAAUAAUUUCAAAAAGCACAAAGAAAAAAACUAUUCUGAUCAGGAUCCAGCUGACCAACACUCAAGUAUUCAUCCAAAAGAAGAUUUUUCUCAUACACUAGAAAAGGAAGGCAAUGGAAACUUUUCAAAUAGAGGAUUGGAUUUUCUGUCCCCACUGGCGUAUAUUCUGUUAGUGUACUCUCAAUACUUUUUUAAAUCAUAUGUAUCAUGAUUUAAACUUGAAAGACUAAACUUGCUAACUGUAAAAAAACGUUUUUGGAUGUAAAUAACAGAUAUUUUCAAAUGAAAAUAGAUUAAACUAAGUUCAAGGUCA
Molecule: messenger RNA, 2019 nt
Organism: Parasteatoda tepidariorum (common house spider)
Lineage: Eukaryota; Metazoa; Arthropoda; Arachnida; Araneae; Theridiidae
Product: neurotrimin-like
Cellular component (GO): neuron projection
Source: RefSeq, a predicted model, not a curated record